Dovyalis caffra is the source of this 534-nucleotide messenger RNA. The record is from the annotation of a GenBank genome assembly. Lineage: Eukaryota; Viridiplantae; Streptophyta; Magnoliopsida; Malpighiales; Salicaceae.
AUGGGCAAGGAUCUGAGCGAUGAGCAGGUGUCAUCAAUGAAAGAAGCUUUCACACUCUUCGACACAGACGGUGACGGAAAGAUAGCUCCAUCGGAAUUAGGGAUCUUAAUGCGAUCUCUCGGUGGAAACCCGACCCAAGCCCAAUUAAAAUCAAUAAUCGCCGAGGAGAACUUGACGGCACCAUUUGAUUUUCCUAGAUUCCUUGAUUUAAUGGCAAAGCACAUGAAAGCUGAGCCGUUUGAUCGACAGUUACGAGAUGCGUUCAAAGUGCUUGAUAAGGAUAACACGGGAUUUGUAUCUGUUGCGGAUCUGCGUCAUAUUUUGACCAGUAUUGGAGAGAAGUUGGAGUUGGCGGAGUUUGAUGAGUGGAUCCGAGAAGUUGAUGUCGGGUCCGAUGGGAGGAUCCGGUACGAGGAUUUUAUUGCCAGAAUGUUCUGUCAUCUUGUUGAAAUUGGAGCUCUUGAAGAUUUUCAACCAGAUGCAGAUGCUCUGGUUCAACAGAAAGUGCAGGAGCAGACAGAUUCUGAUGACUAA